AUGUGUUCGCAGUCGGUGAGUGGUUCAAGUCUUUUGUCAGGUUAUAAUGAAGAUGAUGCUCGUGAGACCAGCGGACGGUCAAGAAGAGAAUUCGAAGAAAUCGAUUCUGUUUUAUACAAUGAAGAAAAGCCGAAGCGUUCUUCGAUUAAAAAGAUCUGUGAAGAAUGGUCAAGUAAACCACAUUUUCGAAUACGUGGUCGUUUAAGUCAUAUUGAAAGGCAAUCAACAAUAAAUGUAAUUCAAUCAUAUAAACAACUCGAUAUUAUUGGUAUCGAUACAACAACAUCGUCAACAAUUGAUCUAUUAGCUACUAAUCCAAAAUUUUCUAGUAUAAAUUCAAAUGAAAUAAAUGCUCUUGAUGGUGCUGCUUCUGGUCGUUCUUCGAUCGAUUCAAUCGAAGGUUCUGAAUUAAAUAAUUCUGAUUUAGAUGAUGAUGAUGAUGAUGAUGCUACGAAUACCAUAUUAGAUGAUCAUUUCAGUGGUACUGCUGCUGAUUCAUUCGAUACCGAUGAAGACGAUGAUGAAAAUAAUGACUUUUCACUUGGCAUAUUCACUCGUGAUCGUUCAAAACAUCGUCAUCAUCAUUUACAUUCUAAACAUCCACAAUUAUUAAUAAAAUGUAUGAAAGAUAGUAUUGUCAAUGCCUUAGCAUCAGAAUUACUUCAGCAGUUUCUUUCUGACCAACAACUACGUUUACAAGAAUAUGCCAAACUUAUAUGUGCAAGAAAUGCUAUUAAACUUAGACCAAAAUUACGACCAUAUUCAUUGCCACCACGUUCAUUAUCACAAAAUCGUUUUUCAUUACCUACAGCAUCGUCAAUUGCAGCAACAAGUGCUCUAUUACAAAUUGCGCCGUUUCCAAUUCGUUCGACACCUGAGCCAGGUAUGAAAUUAACUGGCCUACUACGUGUUACACCAUUACGUAUAACCAAUUCGGGAGCAGGCUCAAACGCUCCAACAUCACCAAGAAAAACUCAAAUGCCACCAUCAUUGCCUCCUCCUCCUCCUCCUCCACCACCUCCAACAGAAAGAACUCCAACUUCUUUAAUACUUGAUAAACGAAAUCAACAACAAAUAUCUUUAAUUGGUAUAUCUGUUGCUAAUCCUCCUUCACAUCAAUUAACCAUAGCUACAACACCACAAUCAUCUCAAAGUCAAAUUCGACAAACUCCCUCAACAUUUCGUUAUCGUUCAGCAACAACAGUGAAUACAAAUAUACAAAACAUAGAAUCAAAUACUCGUCUACCACCAAUAAAUAUCGAACGUUUAACAAGUAAUGAUCAAUUAACAAUCAAUCGGUCGAAUACAAGUACAACUGUUAUUGUCGAAUCAGUUCCACCAGCUGCGCGAGCUGUUAGUGGUACAAGUACAGGAUCAAAUCUUUCUUCAACAGUUAAAUUACGAGCACCUGCUAAUAUGGGAAAACUUCAACGGUCAUCUCGACCAAUAUCAAUAUCAUCAAUUAAUAAUAAUAAAGACUUGAAUAAUUCAUCAUCAACAAGUCCAGCUCGUUCAAUAACAGCAGCAAAUGUUUCAUCUUCAUCACUGAAGACCACUACUGUUAGUCGAACACAACAACAUCAUCAUCAGAAAAGACCUUUAGUAACAACGAAAGCUCCGCCGCCGCCUGGACCAGGCAUUAUUAAAGUACCUGCACCACAUAUUUUCUAA
This is a messenger RNA of Rotaria socialis, 1671 nucleotides long. The record is from the annotation of a GenBank genome assembly. NCBI's taxonomy places the organism in Eukaryota, Metazoa, Rotifera, Eurotatoria, Philodinida, Philodinidae.